GACGGAAUUUGCUAUGUAAUUGCUAAUUCAUUUGUAUGUAGAUGUCUAUCGGGUUGGACAGGUGCAACAUGUCAAUUAUUUCAAGUUGGUAUUACAUGUGCAAAUAGGCCAUGUAUAAAUGGUGGAACAUGCUUUAAUAAUGGCGAUUCAUACUUCUGCUAUUGUGGACCAACCAAUACUUUCACGGGUACAAAUUGUGAAAUCAUCUCAUCAACAUUAGUACCUAAUUGUCCAUUAAACUGUGCACCUGGCUAUUGUGUACCUUCGGGUUCUAGUACACAUCCAUAUGCUUGUAUGUGUCGUGGUACUUUGCAUCUGACAAGUUGUAAUUGA
Molecule: messenger RNA, 333 nt
Organism: Rotaria sordida
Lineage: Eukaryota; Metazoa; Rotifera; Eurotatoria; Philodinida; Philodinidae
Source: the annotation of a GenBank genome assembly